Talpa occidentalis (Iberian mole) is the source of this 866-nucleotide messenger RNA. It is a transcript of the gene APOC1, whose product is annotated as apolipoprotein C1. Gene Ontology annotation, cellular component: extracellular region; very-low-density lipoprotein particle; high-density lipoprotein particle. Gene Ontology annotation, biological process: very-low-density lipoprotein particle clearance; negative regulation of very-low-density lipoprotein particle clearance; triglyceride metabolic process. The coding region runs from base 181 to 741 and encodes 186 amino acids. Gene Ontology annotation, molecular function: fatty acid binding; phospholipase inhibitor activity. The record is from RefSeq and is a predicted model, not a curated record. The transcript has 4 exons. NCBI's taxonomy places the organism in Eukaryota, Metazoa, Chordata, Mammalia, Eulipotyphla, Talpidae.
ACCCAGGAGACAUAGAGUAAGACCUGUUUGAGCUAGAGAAGCUUGCUAGGAGGGGGAGGUGUGGAAGAGGUGGCCUGGGGACACCGAAGUGAGUUAGGAGCUAAAAAGAAAGUUACUGAGAGCCCUUGAGGCUGGCAGAAGGCUAUUAAACUGAGGAGAGGGGCUGAAGGCUGUCCUCUGAUGGGGGAGAGGGGCUGUGACUGGUCUCCCCACAGGGAGAGGCCAGUCUGCACAGCCAGAGGUUUACUUGGGUGUCAUGAAUGUGCCUGCACCCCACCUGACCCCCCACCCCCCGCGAGAAGGGCAAUAGAAGGAAAAGGUGGGUGGGCACAGGGAGACAGGCGCCAGGGAGGCUUAAGGGGAGGGAGAUUAACCUGCCCCGCCCCCGCCUCAGCUGAUAAAGUCCCUGGCCAGGCCACGACCUUCCAUCUCUGCUGCCCUGCCACGGAUCCAGAGUGUCCCUCCGGCCCCACCAUGAGGCUCAUCCUGUCGCUGUCAGUCCUGCUGGUGGUUCUUUCAGUGGUUUUGGAAGGUCCAACCCCAGCGCAGGCAGACCCAGAUAUCUCGGGUACCUUGGAGAGCAUCCCGGGCAAGCUGAAGGAGAUUGGAAAGAACCUGGGGCAGAAGGCCCGGACAACCUUGCACCGCAUCAAAGAGAGUGAAUUUCCAUCAAAGGCCCGGAACUGGUUUUCAGGAGUCUUCCACAAAAUAAAGGAACGUGUAAAAACUACCUUCUCCUGAACCCAGGAAGGCUACCCAGCUGCUCUGUAGCUGUGCCCCAGGAAGGGGCUCUGAGGAUUUCCUCCAUAAUGCCCUUGCCAUCUCCCCCACCCCCACACACAAACCAAUAAAAAUCCUGUGGAGAA